Messenger RNA from Necator americanus (New World hookworm), 903 nucleotides. RefSeq lists its product as uncharacterized. Gene Ontology annotation, biological process: intracellular protein transport; synaptic vesicle fusion to presynaptic active zone membrane; exocytosis. The transcript is spliced from 9 exons. The record is from RefSeq and is a predicted model, not a curated record. Gene Ontology annotation, cellular component: synaptic vesicle; plasma membrane; SNARE complex. Bases 1 to 903 code for a protein of 300 amino acids. Lineage: Eukaryota; Metazoa; Nematoda; Chromadorea; Rhabditida; Ancylostomatidae. Gene Ontology annotation, molecular function: SNAP receptor activity; SNARE binding.
AUGCGUGACCGGCUGGCCGACUUUCAACGUCGAGUCGUCACGGAUCGUUUCGAGGAAGUGGAACUGGGUCCGCCUGUGCCGGCUGGCUUCCCUCAAGCAAUAGCAAAUUCUUUAGAUGGACGAAUUAGUCUGGUUCGGAGGCUUCUCGAUGAGCUUCAGUCUGAAAUCGAAGCAUUACGCAGAAAACAACAGCAUAUACUAGCACUAGCUGUAGCGGAUCCUGCCGAAAAGGAUGUACUAGAGGACCAAAUAGUCAAGAUUCGUCGGAAAACAUCCGACCUACGUAAGAUGGUGAACGAAGUGGAUAAUGAGUUCAAUGAAUUUGCUAGAGUAUGUGAGUCGGCUGGAGAGGUACGAAUCCGGAAAAAUCAAAUCGAUUCAAUUCGGAUUAAGUUGCGAGAUCUCAUAAUUUGUUUCAAUGAUACUCAUGCCGAUUACCGAUCGAGAGUCUCAGUGAGAGUUCGACGCCAACUGCGGGCAGUUGGUGAGAAUGUGACGGAGGAGGAAGCGGAGAAGAUCAUAGACUCAGCCGGUCGCGAUGAGCUCUUCUUCCGUCAAGUAAAUCCUUUGUCCGUCUCUGCAAAAGCGGCUUUAGCGGACGUUAAACGAAGGCAUAACGAAAUAGUUGAAUUGGAGAAAAGCAUACAGACAAUGCAGGAAAUAUUUGUCGAUCUGCAAAAUUUAACAGAGAUCCAGAACGAAAUGGUGGAUAAUAUUGCACAGAACGUGGAAAGCACCAAAGAUCAUGUGGAGCAAGGUGCACGAAACGUGAAGAUUGGAUUGGAGUAUAAGAAAAGCGCCACAAGAAAAAAGAUCAUGGUUGCGUUAUUCGUUGUCAUUUUAAUCCUGCUUCUUAUUGUCGCCGCGAUCAUCCUGGCAGUUGUUCUUUCGAACCACAAAUGA